This is a messenger RNA of Caretta caretta (loggerhead turtle), 1232 nucleotides long. RefSeq names its product coiled-coil domain containing 190 (gene CCDC190). Lineage: Eukaryota; Metazoa; Chordata; Testudines; Cheloniidae. The record is from RefSeq and is a predicted model, not a curated record.
GGACUUUCCAGCCUACGAGGGGAGCAGCUGUCGGCAUCAUACAUCAGUCAAAAACACCUAUGGCAGAGGGAGACCCAUCCAGGCACUGGGAGCUGGAGAGACAGGAUGUCAAGCAGGUUGAAGCCCGGCUCAGCCAUAGGCUGCAGGACUUAGAGGAAGCACGACUCUACCACAUGAAUUCAAUGAUCAAAGAGCAGAGGGAGAUACAGAGACUGCAACAAGGCAAUUCCCGGAAGAAGGCCCAUGUCACUCUAGGGGACUUCUCCCAGGAGGUUGGUAAAAAGCCAGCUCUGCCCACGCUCCCCACUUCGUCAGGGCAGCAGCACAGCAACAGCCGAGCGGAGCAACUGAGAGCACCGAGAAGUACUUUGCCCAAGAUGGAGGGACCCACACGGGCAGCCCAAUCACCCUUGCAGCAUCAGACACGCAACGGUGACAUCCUGGAUGAUGCAGAACAGGAGUCCUCUGGAAGGCAUGGAUCGACUUCAACAUGCACCCAGACUAAAGCUGCAAGCUCCAUCCCAGACAUCAACCUGUCUGACCUCAGAUAUUCCGUCGCCAGGCGGCUGAACAUCUCUGCCAAUCUGGCAGAGCAGGAAGAAACCAGCAGCCAAGGAGAGCUGGGUACAGGCCCCACAGUGCUUCCCCAUGGACAGUCAGAGGCCAGCGAUGUGGAUGGCAGUGACACCAUGCCCAAGCCCACUAGCUGCACAGGGAGAAGGAAGCCUUCCCUUGGCCAUGAGAAGCUAAGCUCUGAUACAGAUGCCUAUGCCCCCGACAGCAGCCACCUCAGAUCCAUGCACAGCAGGCCUGGGUUUCUGGAGUUGUAUGCUGAAGCCAGGAAGGCCCGGUUUAUCCGGCACAAGGGCAUUCCAGCCUCGGAGAAGGAACUCAGCCUGCAAGAGAUCUUUGGGCAUGAAAACAGCUUAGACCCCAGCCCCCCAGCAGAAGAACAGAAGCAGCACAACCCUAAAUGAUGGCUCCUUCCCCUAAGGGAGGCUUGUGAGGGUCAACCACAGGAAAAGGUGGUCUGCCCCGCUGUCUGGAACAGCCAGCUAGCCAGGGUUAUAGAUUCAUAGAUUGUAAGGCCAUUAGGGCAUCUAGUCUGACCUGCUGUAGAAGACGUGCCAUGGAAUUUCAUCCAGCUACUGCCCAUAGCUUCUGCUUGACCUACAGCAUAGCUUUUCGAAAGAAACACCACCUCCUGAUGGAAAGAUUUCAUCUGAGGAAGA